Molecule: messenger RNA, 469 nt
Organism: Lepidothrix coronata (blue-crowned manakin)
Lineage: Eukaryota; Metazoa; Chordata; Aves; Passeriformes; Pipridae
Product: calcium-binding protein 2-like
Exons: 5
Coding region: 65-469 (134 amino acids)
Molecular function (GO): calcium ion binding
Source: RefSeq, a predicted model, not a curated record
CGGUCUGCGCCAGCCGGCCCCCCCGGGCCAGGCAUGUCCUGCGGCGCGGGGGCAGCCCCCAGCCAUGGGCAACUGCACCAAGACCCCUGAGCGGCGGCUCCCCAAGGACGGGAAGCCGCGCUCUGGCGUCCCGGGCUCCGGCGGGGGGGACCCGGAGGAUGCGCUGGACUCGGCACAGACCCCCACUCUGCAGGGAUACUCGGUGCUGCAGGGGCUGGUGGGGCCGGCCUGCAUCUUCCUGCGGCAGAGCAUCGCCAUCACCCAGCGGGACCGGGAGCUGCGGCCCGAGGAGAUUGAAGAGCUGAAGCACGCGUUCCAGGAGUUCGACAAGGACCACGACGGCUACAUCAGCUACAAGGACCUGGGCGAGUGCAUGCGGACCAUGGGCUACAUGCCCACAGAGAUGGAGCUCAUCGAGCUGUCACAGCAGAUCAGUACGUGGGGGGGGGCGGUGCCGCCGGUCACGUGA